Molecule: messenger RNA, 795 nt
Organism: Spirometra erinaceieuropaei
Lineage: Eukaryota; Metazoa; Platyhelminthes; Cestoda; Diphyllobothriidea; Diphyllobothriidae
Source: the annotation of a GenBank genome assembly
AUGAUCUUCGCAGCCAGCCAACUUCAGGAGAAGUGUCAGGAGAUGCGGACCCACCUGUACUCUACCUUCGUGGACCUGACGAAAGCCUUCGACACGGUGAAUCGUUUAGGACUGUGGAAGAUCAUGCAGAAAUUCGGCUGUCCAGAGCGAUUCACUCAGAUGGUGCGUCAACUGCACGACGGUAUGAUGGCGCGAGUCACGGACAACGGAGCUGUCUCAGAGGCAUUCGCAGUGACUAACGGAGUGAAACAGGGAUGCGUGCUGGCACCAACCCUCUUCAGUCUUAUGCUCUCUGCCAUGCUGAUGGACGCCUACCGCGACGAACGCCCCGGGAUUCGCAUCGCCUACAGGACGGACGUUCACCUGCUGAAUCAACGGCGGAUGCACUUCCAAUCGCGCGUAUCAACAACAACCGUUCACGAACUUCUCUUCGCCGACGACUGCGCCCUGAACACCACCUCAGAAGAGGAGAUGCAAUGGAGCAUGGACCUGUUCUCCGCCGCCUGCGAGAACUUCGGUAUGGUCAUUAACACGCAGAAGGCAGUGGUGAUGCACCAACCGCCACCCAACUCAGCCACAGCUCCCAACGCGUCGCCGCAAAUCAGCGUGAAUGGGAUCCUACUGCAAGUAGUGGAGAACUUCCCGUACCUGGGCAGUACUCUAUCCCGUACCACCAAGAUUGAUGACGAAGUCGCCAACAGGAUCUCGAAAGCCAGUCAAGCCUUCGGUCGUCUCCAAAGCACAGUUUGGAAUCGUCACGGUCCUCAACUGAACACGAAACUGAAGAUGUACUAG